CGAACCAAAGCAGAGUACUAGCAAGAAAACCCCAAGGUGACUCAUCUGCUUCUCCUCCGGCCGGGCAAGGACACCGUCGUCGUCGAGGCGGAAGCCACCAAGCAGGGCACCAAGUGCAGAAGCGGAGCGCGAUGGCUUCCUCCUCCUCGUCCUCCGUCGUCCUCAUCAGCGACACCGACAACGACAGCAACGACGACGACGCCGCCUCGGACGCGCUCUCCGGGCCGGGCGCCGACCGCAUCGCCUCGACCCUGCGCACGCAGGCCGCCGUCGACGCCCUCUGCAGGAAGCACGGCGUCCCGAGGGAGUUCCUCGCGCACCCCGCCGGCGAUCUGCGCGCGUGCAGCACGCCGCCUCCGGGGGCCGUCUGCGUGUACGCCCACGCGCUGGAGACCGGGGUGCGCUUCCCGUUGCACGCCUUCUUCUGCGACACGCUCAACCACUUGGGCCUCGCGCCGGGCCAGCUCUCGCUGAACGGGUGGCGCGUUAUGGUGGGCUUCGUCGCGCUCUGCCACGAGGCCGGCGUGCGGCCGUCGCUGGUGCUGUUCAGGCACUUCUUCAAGCUCUACAACAGGAACGGCUGGUGCUACAUCCGCUGCAGGGUUGCCGCCGGAGUGCUCUUCACUGGCCUCAACUACACCAUAUCCGAGAGAGAGUGGAAAGGGGGUUUCUUCUUCCUGACGUCGCCGGGACAAUGGCCGUGCCCCGUGCGUUGGGGCGAGCCGCCGUCCAGGAGGUCGUCCGCAAAUCUGGCGCUGACGAGCAAGCAGAGGCAGCGGGCGGAAAAGCUGCUAGGCGCACGCGGCGCCGCGGUUGAUAUCCGGGCUUACCUCCGCGUGACAAAUCUUGAUGCGGCCUUGUCCGGCAACCUCGCCGGCGCACCGCCGCCACCACCACCUCAGCCUUCUCCCCGUUCUACUCUUGCCAAAGGGGUUGAUCCGCCCGUCCGCAACAUGACUGACACUAUGCCCGUGGAGAAGACGGCGGCGCCGGCAGCAUGGACGGAGCAGGUGAAAGGCGAGGCGUACGGCGACACGCUGCUGUCCGGGAAGAAGAGGAAACGGGAGGAGGCCACCGCAACAGACGGGCUUGGCUGCGCCGCCCCGGUGUCCGACACGCGUGCCCCGUCGGGCUUUGACCCGGGGUCACCGCACUCGCCCGUGCCCGACGCACACGACGGCGACACAGCCGACUGGAAGGCCGCACGGAAGGUGCUAGAGUGCAUCGUCACGCCGUCGCGGGAGGACAAGUUCGCGGCGUCGAAGCCCUCCGACGUCGUCGCGUCGAGCUACGUGGCGAUGCUCCAGGUAUUCUUGCAAGCAAAUCGUUCGUCCGUCGGUGUAUGUCCGGAUCGGACCCGGAUCACAUUGUUUGUGUGUGCCGUGCGGCGGCAACGAUGGCGUGCGCAGGCCGUGAACUACGUGCCCUUCUCCUCGGGCUACGCGCUGGACCUGGACGAGAAGCUGGUGGCGCGGGAGCGCGACAACGUGGCGCUGUGGGAGCAGAUGGACAAGGAGAAGAUGGCGAGGCAGGCCGCGGAGGCGGAGCUGGAGGCGGUGAAGGCCGAGCUCGCGGCGGCGAAGCGGGCGACAGACUCGGAGCUGGAGAGCGCCAAGACGGCGGCGGUGCAGCAGUUCCUGGCGUCCGAGGAGCACACGCGGCGGCUCGCGGAGCAUGCGCUGGCGGGGUACGAGCGCGGUGCCGAGGAGAUGAAGGGCGUCGUGCUCCGGCACUACCCGCGCCUCGACGCCGCCAAGCUUGUCCUGCCACUUGAUUAGCUCGGGCUGAUUGAUUCAUGAUUUGGAGUACUGCUGGGCCAUGAUCUAGGCAUAUGCCUAUCGUAAUUUGUUGUUGGUGGAAGGUUUGUUCACCAAAAUCAAGCCUGUUAUCUACUCGAUGAUGUUGCAUGCACCGAAUACUUCUCGAGCUUCAGAUAGAAGCUCACAAUUCACGGUUCAUUUUGGUGAA
Messenger RNA from Triticum dicoccoides, 1968 nucleotides. RefSeq lists its product as uncharacterized. The record is from RefSeq and is a predicted model, not a curated record. The transcript has 2 exons. Bases 132 to 1778 code for a protein of 548 amino acids. Lineage: Eukaryota; Viridiplantae; Streptophyta; Magnoliopsida; Poales; Poaceae.